This is a messenger RNA of Spirodela intermedia, 102 nucleotides long. NCBI's taxonomy places the organism in Eukaryota, Viridiplantae, Streptophyta, Magnoliopsida, Alismatales, Araceae. The record is from the annotation of a GenBank genome assembly.
AUGAAGAAAGCAGAUACAACUAUUAAGCACUCUUUCCUAGUACGAUUUGAGUGGGGGGGAAGAUUGGGGCAAGCCUCCAACUAUUUGAUAGUGAGGUACUAG